This is a messenger RNA of Wasmannia auropunctata (little fire ant), 2740 nucleotides long. RefSeq names its product TBC1 domain family member 15 (gene Tbc1d15-17). The record is from RefSeq and is a predicted model, not a curated record. Gene Ontology annotation, biological process: activation of GTPase activity. Gene Ontology annotation, molecular function: GTPase activator activity. NCBI's taxonomy places the organism in Eukaryota, Metazoa, Arthropoda, Insecta, Hymenoptera, Formicidae. The transcript has 9 exons. Bases 32 to 2035 code for a protein of 667 amino acids.
GGGAGCGGGGUCGGAGGGCAAUAGUGUCGCGAUGUGGGACAGUUGCGAUGAGAGCGAGUGCGGGGAGCUGAAUUCGACGAGGACGACGGCUGAUCGCGCGAGGCCCGAGAUGUUCGAGCCCACGGAGCAGGGAAAGGAUCUCUGCAUCCACACGGGCGUCGUGCUACGUGGAGCGAAUGCCAGAGAGGACGAGGUUCACAGUUCAGGAACGCUUAAUAUUGUGGAAUAUAGUUUCGGUAAGUGCAUAGAAUGGAAGCCUGUGGAAGACUCCGUAGUAUCGGAGUGUCAAGAUCAAGACCCGGAGUGGUCCCUAGUGGACACGCACACCAGAAGGACCCGCACGAACUCGGAGGGUCCGGACUCCCUUGGACGUACGAGAACCGUUAAAAUAUUGUUCUCCGAUCUAAAGUCAUUUCGCGUGAAUCACGGCGGGCAGCAGCUCAUAUUUAUGCAGAGGGAUGGUACCACCUACGUUGCCUUCUUUCAGCUGGCCAACGCUGAAAGCUUCGUUAACUCGCUGAAGGGAUUUAUCAAAUUUGUAAAAUCACGCUCGGACAAGAAUUUGUAUCUGGUGAUGGACGAGGUUGAAACUGUAUUAAAGAAGUCUUUCGCCGAAUUGGAUCUGUUUCAAGAGAACACCUCCGAUUACGUGUGGAAGUUCGUGAAGAACUUACACAAUCGUCCUUACGAAACAACGCUGGAGGCAUUCAGCAAACUAGCGGAUAUCUGGUUGUACAAAGAGCCAGUGAAACGGCCUGUCGAAGAAGCAGUCGCCGAUUUAUUAAAUCAAUCCCUUACGAUCGAUCCUCAUCCACGUGUAUCUGUAUCUGUAGGAUCCGGCGAAGAGUACGAAGUGAUUGGAGUCGGAGUGGAUCUACCUCCACGGCCACCAUGCCCGCGUGGUGCGCCGUUAACGCAAGAACAGUGGGAAAAAUGUAAAGAUCGACAAGGGAGAAUCAGUGAUCCCGAAGCUGUCAAAGAAAUUAUCUUUCGAGGGGGUAUUUGUCCAUCGCUGCGUUUUGAAGUAUGGAAAUUUUUAUUAAAUUAUUACCCAUGGAAAUCGACGCAUAACGAAAGAUUAGAACUUAAGAGGAAAAAGACUGACGAGUAUUUCACGAUGAAAUUGCAGUGGCGUACGUUCACGACCGCGCAAGAGAGCCGGUUUUCCGAUUAUAGGGAACGAAAAAGUUUGAUAGAAAAGGACGUUAACAGAACAGAUAGAACACAUCCCUAUUACGCGGGGGAUAAUAAUCCGCACUUGGAACAGUUGUACGACAUACUCAUGACCUACGUAAUGUACAAUUUCGAUUUAGGAUACGUUCAGGGUAUGAGCGAUCUUCUUAGUCCCAUCUUGUUUUUAAUGGAUAAUGAGGUGGAUGCGUUUUGGUGUUUCGUUGGCUUCAUGGAUAAAGUUAGCACUAACUUCGAGAUGGAUCAGAAGGGCAUGAAGGCCCAAUUGUGCCAAUUGUACACGUUAUUGUGCACUACGGAACCGCAACUGGCUUACUAUCUAAAUAGACAUGAUUCUGGCAACAUGUUCUUUUGCUUUCGAUGGCUGCUGGUAUUAUUCAAGCGGGAAUUCAGUGCAAUCGACAUAUUGAAGUUAUGGGAGAUACUGUGGACCGGUCUACCCUGCAAAAACUUUCAUUUGUUUGUAUGCGCGGCUAUUCUGGACACAGAGAAGAAUAUCUUAAUAGAGAACAAUUAUGGAUUUACGGAAAUUUUGAAGCAUAUAAACGACUUGUCACUUCAUAUCGAGCUGCCUUGGACGAUCUCUAAGGCGGAGGGUAUUUACUAUCAGCUGAUGUCAGUGGAGCAUCAGAUUCCCGAUGACAUACGUGUAAUUAUUGGAUUGGAGCCGUUGCAUAAAUCGCCAUCGACAAAUGGAAGCGACGACGAGGCGUCCAGUAAUAAUACGGCCCGACUUAAUGGUCCUCGUAACAAUUCGAGAAGAAAUAGUUCAGGCAGCGCCAACGUUAGGUUAGGAGACGACGAAGUAGCAUUCGAACGUGGGUUGAACAUGUCGUACAUGUGAGGUCAGGAUGGUCACUGGACCUUCAUAAUCAUUCACUAACAGAAAACUGAUUGAAAGUCUACACGAGCAGAGAAUAAAGUAUCUGUUGCAGUCGUUACAUUACCCGUUCUCCGAACGGGAGUUUUACAUAUUAUCUUAUAGUUUGGAAAUAUAGAUCUUACAUUUUAAACAUAUUAUUGACAAUAAUUUCCACGCGCGGCUCUCAACGAAAUUAAAUCACGGCGUAAACGUAAUAGGAAGUACGGUUUCCUAAACUUAUAUCGAUCAGAUUUCUUUUAAUUGGAUGAUGUAAUUCUUUGUUUUAAACGAUUGGCUGUUUGUGAUUCAGAAAUUCUAAAUUCUCAGUAGAAUGUGAAUGCAAUCGGUGCGUUUCGAGAAGUAACUAAUAGUAGUGUUGAAUUUUGAGAUAUUUAUAACACUUACUGCGUGUACAGAGACGGGCAGGAAGGAAGAGAUUAUAAUCGCUGCGCAUGCAAAGGCGUGCAAGGUAUUUUAGGGCGAAGAAAAAACCCGCGACGCGAUUGUGCGAUGCGCGACUUAAUCGCGCGGAAACAGAAUAAAGACAACAUCCCCAGACCUCGACAAGUGUUAUAUACGCGUAACUUUCACCUAAGUUAUAGUCUUUUUUCUAGAUUUGUAUAAAGCUUCACAAUAUGACUAUACUGUACAUUUCUAAUAAAAAUCACCUAUUUAAUCUUUCAUAUA